AUGGGAGUGAUGAAGGUUCAGAGCGAUUCUUCAGAAGAUGAGAGUAGGAAGCUCACUGGUUCAUUUCCACAUGAGCUUGGAAACAUGUCAAAAGUUCAUUACCGGCUCCAUGAUAAUCGUCUUACAAGUCAUAAACCUCUCUCCAUCUCUCUUGGGAAGCUUACUGACUUGUUUCAUCUAAAGCUCAGAUCUAGAUUUGGCUAUUCUGAUAUUCUCUAUAUUGUUGCAUCUUUUUUGGCCGGAAGUUGA
Microthlaspi erraticum is the source of this 249-nucleotide messenger RNA. The record is from the annotation of a GenBank genome assembly. Lineage: Eukaryota; Viridiplantae; Streptophyta; Magnoliopsida; Brassicales; Brassicaceae.